Messenger RNA from Zophobas morio, 2301 nucleotides. RefSeq lists its product as uncharacterized. The record is from RefSeq and is a predicted model, not a curated record. Bases 73 to 2253 code for a protein of 726 amino acids. NCBI's taxonomy places the organism in Eukaryota, Metazoa, Arthropoda, Insecta, Coleoptera, Tenebrionidae. The transcript is spliced from 11 exons. Gene Ontology annotation, molecular function: calcium ion binding.
GACAGUUUUGACAAACUGCAAUUGGUUUGAAUGAAAUUAUCUGUAGAUUAUCAUUCGAUAUAAUUGUUAAAAAUGCAUUGCAAGGAAAUAAAAUUAACCGACAUAUGGCGCACCUGCAACAAAAUAAGGGCUGCCGUCUUUCGUACAAAUUUAAACCUUUGGGAAUAUUUCUGCCCACUUGACCCCAAUAAAAAUUCCAUCAUUUCGGAAUCCCAAUUUAUUUCCGUAUUUUCUGGACACUUGCAAGCAAUCAUUGGUUUAUCGGAUCAAGAAAUUUCAGAAUUAGCUGACUACUUCCGGAUACAAGAUGGCCGAAUUUUUUAUACUCAACUGUGUGAAGUUAUUUACGACAGCGUUCCGGAUUUUUCGCAAAAUGCCCCCUUGAUAAGUGGUCUUGAAUGGGCUGAUCCUAUGCACGUCAACAGAUUAAGUUUGAGCGAAGAACGGAGGCUGAAUCUUUUGUUAACUAAGAUUGCGUGUGUCGUGAAUAUGAGAAAUUUGUUGUUGAUGCCGUAUUUCCAAGAUUAUGAACUCAUUUCAAAAAAUAAUGGAACUGUGACAAUAGGGCAUUUUGCCAGAGUUUUAAAUUAUUUAAAAAUUUUAGUUUCUCCUGAUGAUUUUAACUUGUUGUUGAAGAAGUAUUUGAAGGACAGUUAUACUGUUAACUACAUCGCAUUUAUUGCAGCUAUAGACGAGAUAGUUAAGUAUCUCGAUAAGCAUGGAGUCAUGGAUUUAAGCGGCGACGUCCUAAGCCUCUUUCCUGGACGGAUAAUUAACGCUGAACUACCGAAACUGCCAAGGCCCGAAAUGGGCAAACUUUUGGCUUCUAGUAUCUUCGGCAAACAAAGCAUAUUUCAUUCUUCUUUGACCGAACCGAAACAAACUCAAGACCUUCUAACCACUAUUAAACGUAUUCAGCGACACGUUUUAGAAAACAGAUUACGAGUUGAAGAAUUUUUUAAGGAUUUUGAUGCGCUAAACAGCGGACGUUUAACAGUGUCUCAGUUUCACCGUGGGCUCGAUAUUCUUGGUAUCAGUGGUAUCCAAAGAUUGUAUCUUUCAUUACCAGAAAUAGAAGCUAUUAUGAUUCAAUAUCAAGAUCCAUGCGAUCCUACUAGAGUUUGUUGGAAGACUUUUGAGGAUGACAUUAAUCAAGUAUUCACCACAAAGGAGCUAGAAAAAUAUCCUUGCUUGGAAUUGGAUGUUCCUCCUUUAGAUGUUAUUGAAUUGCCACGAAUGGGUGGUAAAGACUGGCAAAAAGUUAAUACAGUUCAGAGAGAGCUGUGUGAAGAAGCUGUUGAUAAAGUGAAGAAAAGAGUUACGAAUAGACGCAUCGUGUUAAAACCUUCAUUUAGAGAUUACGACAAGCAUAAUAAUGGAUACGUGUCAAGAGCUCAAAUGCGUCAGUCUUUAUUAUCAAACGGAAUUUUGUUGUCAGAUGAAGAACUUUAUGCUUUGGAAGAAAGAUUUAACAACGAAGUUGGAUUCAACUAUUUCUGGUUCUUGAAAGAAGUAGAACCUAGUAGUUGUGAGCAGAGGUGUCCUGGUGCCAUUCACCAUGAAGUGUGUGGUAAAGAAUAUAUAAAGAAACCAAUUCCGAGAGCUGAACAAGAUAUUGUUAGAAUUCUGGCAAAAAUAAAGGGUAAAGUGGUAAAAGAAAGAAUCCGAGUGAUGGAGUUCUUGAGAGAUUUCGACAAAUGCAACCAACAAGUAAUAUCUCGUGAAGACUUCGCAAGAGGAUUGUCGGUUUGUAGAUUUGAUCUUACAGAAAACGAGAUGAAAACUUUGAUGGAAGUAUUCGCGUCACCACUUAGACGAGAAUGCGUCGACUACAGACGAUUCUCGGACGUAGUAGAAGAAGCCUUCACCCAGUUAAGUCUAGAAAGAGCACCUCUGAUCGUGCCACUCCAGCAUCUACCCAUCAAAGACGGCGAAAGAAACUUCCUCAACUUCGACGAGAGGAGAACUCUUUCUUGUGCCAUGAGAAAAUUGUCAAAGAAACCCGAGAUGGAACUAAACCUGAUGUCGAUAUUCCAGGAUUAUGACAAGACGAACUGUGGAACGGUUUCUGCUGAACAUUUCGAAAGGGCUUUGUCGCUUAGAGGACUCUUGAGCAUUAUUUCAAGAGAAGAAUUCGAUGCAGUUUGCAAAUGUUUCAGUUACGAGAGGGGAAUGAGGGAUGAAGUUGAUUACAGGGCGUUCGUUAAAGGCCUUAAUAUAAUGAAUAACAUCAACAAGUAUAAACCAUUCUAAAAAUUGUCAACAUGAUGUGUUAAAUAUAUGUGUUUGUUAAAAGAGAAA